Molecule: messenger RNA, 1500 nt
Organism: Balaenoptera acutorostrata (minke whale)
Lineage: Eukaryota; Metazoa; Chordata; Mammalia; Artiodactyla; Balaenopteridae
Gene: POLM
Product: DNA polymerase mu
Biological process (GO): double-strand break repair via nonhomologous end joining
Cellular component (GO): nucleus
Molecular function (GO): DNA-directed DNA polymerase activity; DNA binding
Source: RefSeq, a predicted model, not a curated record
AUGAGGGGCAGGGAUGCCAAGCGGGAGAAGAUUCUGGGGCAGGACCCGCAAGACCUGGGCCCAGUGGAUGACGGAGGAGCCAGCGAGACUGCUGGUUUCCGCCCGCCUUCCGCCCGCCUUCCUUCCGGCUUCUGUCCAGUUUCCUUCUGCCUUCGUCGGGCGUCGCCCGCGGCACGCUUCCCUGGGGUCACUGUCUACCUGGCUGAGCCACGCAUGGGCCGCAGCCGCCGGGCCUUCCUCACACGCCUGGCUCUCUCCAAGGGCUUCCGCGUCCUGGACGCCUACAGCUCGGAGGUGGCACACGUCAUGAUGGAGGGGACCUCAGCAGAGGAGGCCGUCUGCCGGCAGGAGCGCAGGACGGCGGCCCUUCACCCAUGAUGCACCCGCCCAGUGCUCUUAGACGUAAGCUGGUUCACGGAGAGCAUGGCGGCCGGGCAGCCUGUCCCUGUGGAGUGCCAGCACCGCCUGGAGGAGGCUCUGGAGACGCUGGCAGAGGCCGCGGGCUUCGCCGGCAGUGAGGGCCGCCAACUCUCCUUGUGCAGAGCGGCCUCAGUGCUCACGGCCCUUCCCAGCCCGGUCACGGCCCUGAGCCAGCUGCGUGGCCUGGCCCGCUUUGGAGAACACUCGUGCAGCGUCGUCCAGGAGCUGCUGGAACACGGAGUGUGUGAGGAGGUGGAGAGAGUCCGGCUCUCGGAGAGGUACCAGGCCAUGAAGGUCCUCACUCAGAUCUUUGGGGUCGGGGUAAGGACCGCUGACCGGUGGUACCGGGAGGGGCUGCGGACGCUGGACGACCUCCGAGAGCAGCCCCAGAGACUGACCCAGCAGCAGAGAGCAGGACUCCAGCACCACCAGGACCUGAGCACCCCGAUCCUGCGGUCAGACGUGGAGACCCUGCAGCAGGCGGUGGAGGCAGCCGCGGGGCAGGCCCUUCCUGGGGCCGCCGUCGCGCUGACCGGCGGCUGCCGGAGUCAGACUGGCCCCCUCCGGGGGAAGUUGCAGGGCCACGAUGUGGACUUCCUCAACCACCCCCAGGAGGGCCGGGAGGCAGGGCUGCUGCCCAGAGUGCUGUGCUGCCUGAAGAAGCAGGGCCUUGUCCUGUACCGCCAGCACCAGCGCAGCCGGCAGGCAGACAACCCCACCCACCUGCCCCGGCAGAGCCACACCAUGGAUGCCUUCGAGGGGACUUUCUGCAUUUUCCACCCGCCACAACCCCCAGGGGAUGCUGUAGGGGCGCCCAGAGGCCCUGCCUCACCCUGACCCCUGGUGGUCACCCGCAUCAGCCAGUUCCCCUUUGCGCUACUCGGCUGGACUGGCUCCAAGCGUUUCGAGCGGGAGCUGUGCCGCUUCAGCCGGAAGGAGAGGGGGCUCUGGCUGAACAGCCGUGGUCUGUUUGAUCCGGGGCAGAAGACGUUUUUCCACGUGGCUGCAGAGGAAGACAUCUUCAGACUCUUGGGCCUUGCGUACCUUGCCCCCCAGCAGAGAAACGCCUGGUCCUAUUAG